Menidia menidia (Atlantic silverside) is the source of this 672-nucleotide messenger RNA. The record is from the annotation of a GenBank genome assembly. NCBI's taxonomy places the organism in Eukaryota, Metazoa, Chordata, Actinopteri, Atheriniformes, Atherinopsidae.
CUGCUAUCCUUCAAGAAGGAACGGUCCUCUGGCCUCACUGUGGUGCAGGAGAGUUUUACUGGGCUAAACGUAACGGUUGCUGGGAUGGAGAAAUCCCUGUCCACCUGCACUGAUAACAUCGUUAGCCUCCGGAAGACAGUAGACAGCCUUACUAAAACUGUGGCACAUUUGGAGGAUAAAUGUGGUGACUUGGAGUUCCGGUCCCGGCGUCAGAACAUCCGCAUCAUUGGAGUCCCGGAGGAUGACCCUUUAUCGGCCUCGAUGGCUGCGGUCUCUCGGUUGCUGAAGGAAGCCUUCGGUUUCGCGGAGGAGCCGUUGGUAGACCGCGCUCACCGUAUCCCGAUCCCCAAACCCAAGGCAGGUGAACGCCCUCGCCCCAUCGUAGCUAAGCUACAUUACUACACUGACUGUGUGAAAAUCCUGUCGAAGGCAAGGGAGCUGCAGCGGAUCAAGAUGAACGGUAUGACUAUCUUCGUUUUCCCCGAUUAUGCUGUCAGGACGGCCCGAGCACGAGCAGUCUUUACGGACUGCCGCCGCCGGCUCCGCGGCAUUGAGGGGGUCCGGUUCGGCUUGCUUCAUCCGGCCCGGUUGCGUAUUACACAUGGUGGAACUACGCGAGUUUUCACCUCUCCGGAGGAGGCCAAUAUCUACAUCGGGUCUAUUACCAAAUAA